UUGACGGACAUGGACGUCCAAUUCUCCCAAUCAUUUCUAAUGGCGUUUACUUUGUUUAAUGCCAUUGACUGGCAUUAUUGUCCAUUCUAUUGAUAGACCUGAGUGGGGCUAAGAUCUGUAUCUCCACAGAGGAAAGACCCAGGUGUAAUUUCUCCCAAAAUUGUAGUUUCUAGUUGUUUUUGAUAUCCUGUGAGUUGUUACCUAAGUAUGUUGGAUAAAACUCCCUUGCCAUUUUCUUAUCACUGCUCAGAUUUGUUUAAAUUGUUGGUAAAUUGACACUAUCCCACGGGUACGCCUUAGAGUUUCCAGUCUAUUUGUUUUGUUUAAACCAGUCUUUGCAGUGGCUGCCUCUUUCAUAGAGAAUUGAGAUUGAGAGCACAGGGGGAGGGAUGUAUAAUACCGGAGCUUUAUGAAUAGCCGUUCGUUUGUUUUUACUCCAACAAAAAAGUUUGAGGUCGCCUCUGAGAGGGAGGACAGUGUUCAACAAUAGCUCAUUGUGCACUACAGCUUCUACUUUUUCAGGCUUAUAGUCUAAUCAGGCUCGCAUCUUUUGAAGGAAUACUUUCCCUACAAGCUGUCAAGUUGUCAGAGUUUUUGAGUGUGUGUUUCAUUGUCGGUGAGUAACAGCAUAGGUACUUCAAGGUACUACUCCAUACAGCCAGGAUUCGGAGAACAGGAAAUUGCACAACAAAGCAAACAGGAUAGAGUGAAGGGUUGUUCAUAGCAAUGGGGGGAAAAAAACUCAUUUUGUGCCAAUGUCUGUGGCUUUGCUCCAUAAUGUUCUGGAAUUUGUCUCUUUCCUUGAUCAAAACUUGUCCACAGGGACAGUGUUUUCCUGAAAACAGACGUAGUAGCCAAUUAAAUCAAUGGGAGUGGCUACUAGGCUAAUCCUCCACUCAUGUGACUCGACUGAAUCAUUAACCCUCCUUCAGUCAACUCCCCCUGCCUUCAACAAUUCGCUGAGAUGACAGCAGGGAGGGGAUGAUUCAGUUACUCUGAGAGCUGGGACGUGCUUGGGCUACGCAGUCCUGCUGAGGCCAUGCAGAGGAGACACAUAAAACAAGUGGGAGACGGUCGCUCAACAAAAUGACUGACAGGUGGAGUCACCCACAGCGCUUUAUAAUGGAAUGCAAGGAUCUGGAGCAAAGGAAUAAACCUCACUGACGAACAAACGGUAUCAGCCUUGGGAGGCUGAUCUAAUCGAGAAACAUGAAGAGCCCGGUGGUUUAUGGCAACCCUGUCAUGUUUGCUCCGGUGGACUGGAACUUUGCUCCUGAGGCCCCGGUGAGGAGGGGGAAGAGCGUGGAGGAGUUAGGAGAUGCUGGCUGGGCUAAGGAAAGAGAAAGAUUGGCUCAUCUUCAACAUUUACAGCAACUCCACCAACUUCAACAGCAACAGGUUGUAUAUCCUGGCUAUGGUGUUGCUCCUCCUGGACCGCCACAGCAAGCCAUUAUGGGAGGUAUGCCUGGUAACCCAGUUCCAAUUACUGGUUUUCCAAUGCCCAUGCAUGCUGGAAUGAUGCCUGUGCAUAGAGGCCCAUUAACUGUAGAGGGGGCAGUGCCACCACCCGUGCAUGUGGCAGCUCCAUGGCCAGCACAAUGGGAUAACCAAGGCCAGGGCAAACAAACAAGCUGGGAAUAUGAUGAACAUCAAAAGUCAUCUUAUACAGACAAGAGGCCUCAAGGACAGAAUGUUUACUACCAUCCAGGUUCACAGGACGGUCACUUAGAUGUGAGGAUAUCGGAAUGGAAAGGCAAACAUUGUUUCUACCAAGGCCCAGAUGAUUAUGACCAGGACUACCUCCAAGUGCCUCAAAAAAAUGACAACAGGAAUCAAGAAGACUAUGCCAAAUUGGAUGAGGAUAGAAGACGAGACAACAGAGCCAGAGACAGCCGACGUAACUCUGAUGGUUAUGGCCAUAGGAGUCACAGAGAAUCAGAUGAGUAUGAUUAUAGGAACAAAUCCAAGUACAGAGAUAAUUAUGACAGAAGAAAGCAUGACCGCUAUGAUGACAGGGGUUAUUACGAGGAGAAGAGACAUCGCACGCAAGAUCUGCAGGGACAUGACAGGUACAAUAGUGAAUAUGAAGACUACUAUGACGAUGCUCGAAGAGACGAUCCACGAAAUCUUGAUCGUUAUUACGCGCAAGACAGGGACUAUCAUGAUACAAUAGACAGUAAGCGCUAUAAAGACAAAGACCAAUAUAGAGACGACUACCAUAACAGAGAGCGACAAUAUAGGGAUAAGUACUAUGACCGGUGUUCAGAAGAUGCAUAUGACCCCAGAGAAGAAAGUUACAAAGAUAAGGAAGUCUACAAUCGAAGAGGUGAAGAAAACUACUCGAACAGACAGAGAAAGCAGUAUGAAUCUGAAUUUGUUGAACGUAGCAGUGAUAAGAGGGACCGGUACUAUAGAUAUAAGGAUGCAAGAGAUGAAAGGAGAGAUGAGUACUAUGACCACAGACGGCGGGACGACUACAGAGAAAAGGAGUACUAUGAACAUCAGGACUCCUAUGAUUAUGAGAAUGAAGGCCGCCACAACCAUACGGAAAACGACCCCUUCGAAUCCAGAGAUGAUGGAAAUUCUCACCACAAACCCAGAGACAAAUAUCGAGAUUUGCGUUCAUUAUCGGUGGAUUCGCGUUUCGAGGAAUACCCGAAAAAGGAACGCAAAACGCACUGUGAGGAAUGGGUCGAAGAGCAAAACAAGAAGUUGGCGCUCAGACAAAUGCGCUCCUUUGAGGAUCCCAUUAUUUACAACAGGACCGAGGAGCAGGAAAAAGGAUACGAGUCAAGUGCCGGAAAAUCUGGUCCGAAACGUGGUCGGAAGCCUGUUUAUGUGGGUUCCUUAGAUCGCAACAGCUUCUACAGAAAGACUGCUCCCACCUCCCUAAGAAAGUCACCCUUCGCCACUAACAGGAAGCCAAACCAAGAAAUGACACAACUAUCACCCCAGCCCGAACCAUUGAAGCCCGUGUCGCCUGCUGACGCUGCUACUACCGCCGACGCUGAAGACCCUGAUCUUAGGAUGCUGGAGAAGCGGUCCAAAGUAAUCGAAGAACUGCUGCAGACAGAGAAGGACUACAUCAAGGACCUGCAGAUGUGUGUGGUAGAGAUUGUUGAACCACUGCAGAAGAAACAGGUGAAGAACGUGGACUUUGACGGACUUUUCGGCAACAUCAGCUCUGUUAUUAAUCUGUCACAGCGGCUAUUUGAAUCACUGGAGGAAAACGACUCUAUUGGAAAGGUUUUUCUGGACUUUAAAGCGGAACUGGAAGCUGUGUACAACGUAUACUGCCAGAACCACAACGACGCCAUCUCGCUGCUAGAGGCGUACGAGAAAGACGAAAACAUCCAGCGCCAUGUGUUGGAGUGUCUGGAGAGGCUGAGGGCCAUAUAUCGAGAGUGGGGUAAAACAAACUACAUCAACCUGGGUUCCUUCCUCAUCAAGCCGGUGCAGCGGGUCAUGCGCUACCCGCUUUUGCUCAUGGAGUUGCUGGGAGCAACGCCUGAGAGCCACCAUGACCGACCCCAGCUCGUUUUGGCCCUACAGGCUGUCAAGGAGAUUAACGUGAACAUCAACGAGUACAAGCGCCGCAAGGAUCUUGUGGUGAAGUACAGGAAGGGUGAUGAGGACACAUUCAUCGACAAAAUCUCCAAACUAAGCAUGCAUUCCAUCAUAAAGAAAUCCAACCGUGUCAGCAGCCACAUCAAGCACCUGACGGGAAUUUCCCCCCAGAUUAAAGACGAGGCGUUUGACGAGGCUGAAAAGAGGUUCCGGCUGCAGGAGAGGCUCAUUAAGUCUUUCAUCCGGGAUAUUUCCUUGUACCUUCAGCAUAUUAGGGAAUCAGCUUCUGUGAAGGUGCUGGCUGCCAUCAGCUUUUGCGAUAUCUACACCGAGCGAAAUAUUCCAGACACAGAGCGAUUCCACAGGGCCCAUCGUUGCAUCAGCGACAAACAGUUCACCGAAUUUAAGGAGCGCACAGAAGCUUUGGUCAUCAACCCGCUUACACAGCUGCUGCUCAUGUUCGCCGGACCUCACAAGCUGGUUCAAAAGCGCUUCGAUAAGCUGCUAGACUAUGACAACUGCAAGGAGCGUGCGGAUCGCCUCAAGGACCGGCGGGUUCAGGAUGAGUUGCAGGUGGCGCGUAGCAACUAUGAGGCGCUUAACGCCCAACUUCUCGACGAGCUCCCCAAGUUUCAUAGCGCCGCCGAAGAGCUCUUCACUGGUUGCGUGACAGCCUUCGCUCAGGCGCAGAAAGAUUUCAUGAAGACGACCCUUGGAGAGCUGAAGCCUCUUGUGCAAGUUUUUUCACGCAUUGCCGGCACUGAGGGUAACUUGGUGGCCCAGUUUCAAGAAGAGUAUGGCCGCGUUCUUCAGCUUCUGCAGAGCUUUAGCUUUUGCCCUGAAAACCUUCCCACAACGGUCGCCACAACCACCACUACAACUGUCGCCCCAAAUAAGAAAACCAUGGAGAAGCAGAGCUCGAAAAAGCAACUUCAAGCAUCCCCCAACUGCAUCUUGCAGACCGAUGAGCACCGAACCGCCUUAAUGACACGCUACGGUCCUGGAAAACUCUUCCAGGCUGAGAGGAACUUCAAUGCUGCCCAGGAUUUAGAUGUAUCCAUCCAGGAGGGGGACUUGGUGGGCAUCAUCAAGCAACAGGACCCAAUGGGGAGCAACAAUCGCUGGCUGAUUGAUAAUGGCGUCACUAAGGGUUUCGUGUACAGCUCCUUCCUCAAGCCCUACAACCCUCGCAGGAGUCACUCGGACGUGUCCAUCGAGAGCCAAUCUUCCAACGAGUCGGGUUACGGAGGCUCCUCGCCCGUUUUUUCACGCCAGAACAGCAACAGCACGCUGAUCUUUAACCAAGAGACGACGACUGUCAGUUUCUCCACAACGCAGCCCCAGUCUCUUGACUCCACGCCAUCUCAUGGGCCUCACCCUGACUCUGCCAGUCAAAGCGAUUCCUCACCAAGGAAUCGCUCCAUUCGCAAGGAGUUUACAGAGCGCCGACCCACCUCCGGUCACAGGAAUGCAGAGUAUUCCCAUCAACAGUCUAGCCGCCACAGAGACUCGUAUGACGCCAGUCACCCCAGCCCGAGCGACCAGUCCGAGACGGACUCUUACUCUUCGAACAGAAAUGGCUCGCAACAGAGACAUGUCGACAAAGCUUAUAAUUCUUACCAAAGGCGGAACAAUGACCACAAGAAGGCCGCCUACUCUCAAGACGACUUUAGUGAGCCCGAAUCUGAACAAGACGGCGAAAUGGAUGGAAAUCAGAUCUACUUUGCCCUGUACUCCUUCAGCGCUCGUUGCGCUAACGAACUGAGUAUUUCCGCCAAUCAGCGUCUGCGCAUUCUGGAGUUCCAGGACAUGAACGGCAACGCUGAAUGGUGGCUGGGCGAGGCCGGCGGCAGGCGAGGCUACGUGCCUUCAAACUACAUCCGGAAAUCAGAGUACACCUGAGCAUAUUUUUGAGACGAGACUGUUAAAGUGUACGCAACACAACCGCGAACAAGCGGCUUGUUUUUGGAGUGACUGACUUUUGCUCCUAGUCAUAUGCCUAUUUAUAGAGUUUUUGUAUUUUUGUACUUUCCAUUGAACCUUGCUGAAGUCAUGAGGACAAUGCUUUGAGUAUUAAUGAGAAUAGCACAUCGGGAAAACUUAAAAGGAGACAGUGUUGUUGUUUUUUUAAAAAUUUUCUACCCGAUCACUGUGGUCUUUGCACUUUCUCCUUUUGGCUUUGUAUGAAUGAAUGGUGUGGCUGACCAUUCGCAACAAGCGUGAGGCACUUAAUGAGGUUGCCGUUUGAGGAGAGUAUGUUUUUUUUUUU
Corythoichthys intestinalis (scribbled pipefish) is the source of this 5836-nucleotide messenger RNA. RefSeq names its product dynamin binding protein (gene dnmbp). The coding region runs from base 1210 to 5469 and encodes 1419 amino acids. Gene Ontology annotation, molecular function: guanyl-nucleotide exchange factor activity; protein binding. The transcript has 14 exons. The record is from RefSeq and is a predicted model, not a curated record. Gene Ontology annotation, cellular component: cytoplasm. Gene Ontology annotation, biological process: cilium assembly; intracellular signal transduction. Lineage: Eukaryota; Metazoa; Chordata; Actinopteri; Syngnathiformes; Syngnathidae.